This is a messenger RNA of Durio zibethinus, 4205 nucleotides long. Lineage: Eukaryota; Viridiplantae; Streptophyta; Magnoliopsida; Malvales; Malvaceae. The record is from RefSeq and is a predicted model, not a curated record.
AUUGUUGUCUAACUUGCCAGCACAAAAAUUGUAAAGUCUUUCUCAAAUCUCAUAAAAUCGGAGAUUUGAAUUAAAGUGUUUCUCAAAUCUAAAAAAAUUGGGGAUUUGAAUUGGAUUUGGCGAAAAAUUGAGGCAAGAGAGGAGGUUAAUCUUUUCUGAAGAAACUUUUGAAAGGAAUUUUUUUCUGGAGGCCAAUUUUUGGACGAAGAAGGCAAUGCCAAAAAUCCAACAAGCCAUUCCCUCCACCUGCAACCAUGUGUACCACCAUACCUUCCCGCCUUAAACUGUCACCACCAUCCCAUUCCCUUUCCUUUGCCAGCCGAUCACCAACCCAACCCCACCGAUCUCCCAACUACCCCACCAGGAACAGCUCCCAUCUCCCACCUACCCGCCUUCCACAGCCCUACUGAGAUAGAUAGCCAUCGAAACUGCCAAAAAAUAAAUAGCAACUGUCACAGCCAAAAACAAAAAAUCAAAAAACCAAGCCAACACAGCCAAAAAAAAAUUGCAAACAACCACACUCCUCUAUUGAGGAAUCCAUCAGAAAAAAAAAAGAAACAGAAAAGGGCCCGUUGAGGAUGGAAAGGGCUUUCGGUCAUAGGAUUUUUUUUUUUUUUGUUUUUAUGAGUAAUUUGGGAGAGUAUUUUUAAGAUUUUGGGAAAGGAGAGAAAGGAGCUAUUUUUUUGGGCGGUGGAGCGACGGCGGCGUAUGGAGGUCAGCACGGGCGAGGAGACUUUUGGAUGAUCUGAACUGGUAGAAAGGAAGGAUGGAAGGGGAGAAACAACAUAGUUUGGUUUCAGGACGACCGGACGGCGAGAAGAGGGUGAACGGCGGUUUAAAAUUUCGGGUUAAAGUUUCAGAUCUAAGCUAUUAUGAGAUGAUUUGCGAAAUACAGAGGCUGAAUCUGAGACAAGAAGGAAGAGAGUCCACGGCUGAAAUUUUGGAGUCGACUGACGCCGAACGGCGCCGGUCAACGGCGGCCAGGUCGGCUACUGUCGCCGGGAUUUGGGUUAGGGGAGAGUGGCCGGGUGUGUCUUUUUUGGAGAGAAAAUGUUGCAUUUGAUACAAAAAAUGGAAAACUCAGGUUUGAUGCUCCUCACCCUACCCUCUUACAAUGUUUGUAUUUAUCAAAGUGAUCAAUGAAUAUGGAAUUGUCUAAUGAUGUUGUAGAUAAGGUAUGUGCCACUGACAUUUUUAUUAUCUUAUAUAUUUUAUCCAAUUAAAGGUUUGCACAGUACAAAAGAAUAUUAAAGAAAAUUGAUAAGUAUGAAGGUGGUUUGGAGGCAUUUUCUCUUGGCUAUGAGAAGUUUGGCUUUACACAUAGGUUACCAUUCUUCCAAAUAUCUAAUUGUUAGCAUGGGCUUAUUUUUCGUAGUUGUAAUGUUCUAUAUUAAUUGUAGCUCCCGUGGUUGCAUGUUAUUGCUUUUUACGCUAAAUGUAAUUUGUUUUGAUUUAUUACUCUUUCCGGUUCAAAUGAACAAUUUUCAAUUAAAUGAAAUUAGUGUUGGAAUAUUCUUGUGAUCGAUUUGUGUGGGAACAGUGAACAUGAUUUUUUAGAUCUUUUAUUUUUAUAUGUUUAAAAUUUAGGCAAAUCAAUCUAAGAAAGAAAUCAGUUCCUUGAUGCUCAACAAAGUGUGGAACAAGUAUUUGGUCCUUUGGUGCAAGAAAAAAUUGAGAAUUUUAUUAAAGCCCUUAGAAUUAGUCCUUUCUCUAUUAUUUCACUUUUAUAUAUUUUAUUCUAUUUAUUUAUUUAUUUGUGAAUGUCUUCUCCUUGUUUCCUUUAUCAUUUCUUAGUAUUACAUUGCUUAAGAGCUAUCUUGUUAACUUUAAUUUUUAGUAAAAAUGUUAUUCUCCAUUCAUGUUUUUUUCUGGUCUUAGAAGUUGUUUUAUGAUAAGCUGAUAUUGCUCUUUUUGGUAUAAUCUCAUAUGGCUUUCAAUGAGACAGGAAUAACUUACAGGGAGUGAGCACUGGGAGCUAGGGUUUUUUAUGCAUCAUUUUAACAUUUUGAGAUUUUAACCAUUAAUCUUACUAACUUCUAUGCAAUCAAAAAAGUCUUAUUAACUUCUAGGUAUUUUGUUUUCUCUUCAAUUUUUGUGAUUAUUUUGCUGCAUUUUCUUUUUCAGUCAGCAGCACUGAUUGGAAAUUUUAACAAUCGGAACCCUAAUGCAGAUAUUAUGAGCUGGAAUGAGUUUGGUGUCUGGUAGAUCUUAUGGCUUAAUAAUGUUGAUGGUUCACCACCAAUUCCCCAUGUUCUCAAGUGAAGGAGCCAAUAAUUAGCACAUAUGCCAACUUUGGAGAUGAUGUGCUUCCCCACAGUAAAAGACUUGGAUAUAAUGCUGUUCAAAUCAUGGCUAUACAAGAGCACUCGUAUUAUGCUAGAUUUGGGUAUCAUGUGACAAACUUCUUUGUACCAAGCAGUCGUUUUGGAACCCUUGAUGAUCUUAAGUCACUGAUAGAUAGGGUUCACGAAUUGGGUCUACUUGUUCUUAUGGAUAUUGUGCACAGCCAUGUAUCUAAUAAUGUGUUAGAUGGAUUGAACAUGUUUGAUGGAACCAAUGCUCAUUACUUCCACUUGGGGUCAAAGGGUCACUACUGGAUGUGGGAUUCUCGCCUUUUUAAUUAUGGAAGCUGGAAAGUACAAAGGUUUCUUCUUUCAAAUGCAAGAUGGUGGUUGGAAGAAUACAAGUUUGAUGGGUUCAGAUUCAAUGUUGUGACUUCAAUGAUGUACACCCAUCAUGGGUUGCAGUUAAUAUCAAAGUAGCAUUUACUGGAAACUACAAUGAGUACUUCGGAUAUGCGACUAAUGUAGAUGCUGUUGUCUAUCUGAUGCUAGUUAAUCAUAUGAUUCAUGGGCUAUAUCUUGAGGCUGUCACCAUUGGUGAAGAUAAUGAGUUUGGUGUCUGGGAGAUAUUUUGGCUAAUAAUGCUGAUGGUUCACCACCAAUUCCCCAUGGUUCUCAAGUGAAGAUUCGUAUGGAAACUCCAUUUGGGAUUAAGGACUCCAUUUCUGCUUGGAUCAAGUUCUCUGUUCAAGCACCAAGUCAAAUUCCAUACAAUGGAAUAUACUAUGAUCCGCCAGAAGAGGUAUAGUUAGUGGCUAUUUGAUCUUUUGGUUUUGUUGGAAAUAUUAGAUAACUUAUUCUUUUCGAACUAUAAGCAAUUGAAAUAUUUGGAGCUUGGGCAAAAUUAGAAAUACUAACUAAUGUUUAUGAUAAUUUUAAAGUGAUUGCAUGUGUGAAGAUACAUAGACAAAAGCAUGCAUGCAUGCCUGCACACAAAUAUGGUUAAUUGAUUAUAUAAACAAAUAAUGAAUUUCUUAUUCAUCUUAGAGUAGGUUGUUUUGAUGAACGUCUUCCUUUAUAAUGUUAAUAUUAAGAUCAAUGCCCUUAAAGGUUUUUAAGAAAACAAUUUUGAUUGGUUCUUUUUCAUAUAUGAAGUCAGUUUCUAAAUUGUGUUCUCGCUUGUUCAAGUUUAAUCACUGCACAGCACAGUCAACUUAGUUUAAUCUGUAAUAUGUCUUAUCUCAAAUUUUUGUACUCUCUAACCUGACUAAUGAUUUUUAUACUGUAACAAAAAAAGUAUUUAUUCAAACACUGCCAGCAAAAAAGACCAAAAUCACUUAUGUCUACGAAUUACAUGUUGGAAUGAGUAGCAUGGUAUGCAUCUUCCUUCCCCUUGCAUGUAGAAAAUUGUUAUUCAACUCUUCUGUCUCUGCGUUGAAUUGUAUUUCCUUGAUUUACUUAACCUUAAAAGAGGAAACCUUAAGUUUGAUAAAAAGCUUCAUGACAUGCUAUCAUGUGUGGGAUCAUAUUUUUUAUGCCAUUUCUUUUAACCCUUCCUAUGAAGUGUUAUUGCAAGGUUUUGAGAUUGAAAAGUAAAGCAGGAGGUUUUAUAAGACAACACAUUUUACAGGAAAACUUAUCUUAGUAUCUGUAUUUAAACUAUCAAUUUAACCCCCCCAAAAAAGGAAGAUAGAGAGACAUUGUGACUUGCAUUGAACAUCUUUAAAAGCAUCAAACAGUAUAUCUGGAAAGUCCUGUAAAUUUUGAAACGGAACUUUCCUACAUCCUGUAAGUAGGGUGGCCUCUCUUAAAGAGAAAACUGUCAAAUUAAGCUAGCAAAAAGCCACAUAGGUGUAUACAGCCUACUUUUCAUGUUGUUUGGUUAAAGGAAGUCCUUCAAUUUGGAUUAUACUAAAUAAUGAG